Molecule: messenger RNA, 1713 nt
Organism: Cryptotermes secundus
Lineage: Eukaryota; Metazoa; Arthropoda; Insecta; Blattodea; Kalotermitidae
Product: zinc finger protein 239-like
Exons: 4
Coding region: 337-1464 (375 amino acids)
Biological process (GO): regulation of transcription by RNA polymerase II
Molecular function (GO): RNA polymerase II cis-regulatory region sequence-specific DNA binding; DNA-binding transcription factor activity
Source: RefSeq, a predicted model, not a curated record
CUGCUGAUGUUGACAUCGACGGAAUAUGUACUUAAUUCGCUGUAUCCAGAACUUCUUGCAGGAUGGCAUAAUUGAGACCCAUUCUUUAUAAAGGGCCAAACUGAAUAGCAGUCUUUCCUUUCUUGCACUUGAUGACAGAAACGAAUUCAGCUUUUAAAAUGUGUUUGAAAAGCUCAAGAUGAAGGACAGUUCUAUAAAAUAAUGUUCAUGUUUAUUGUAGCGUUAAGAUUCUUGGUGAAGAAUCUAAUCCACAACUUCCCAGGCGUGAAGCAGUAGCACUUACAACUCAACCACAGUGUUCCAUAGUACUUGAAGUGAAUAAUAUUGUACCGCAAUAUGGAUGGAAGCAAAGCAGAACAAGAUUUAGAAGUGAAGAUGCAAGCUAAUGAUACAAAACUGGAUAGCAGUGAAAUGCCAUUGAGAUAUUCCUCAAAUGAUGACGAGCAAAAUGAGACAAUAGUCAAACAAGAGCCUGAAUCAGAUGGCGAGACAGAUGCAGAGCUCACACAUCACAGAGACGAGGUUCCAGCACCAUUUAGUUUUGUUGCAGUUAAAAGUGAAAUUAUUCAUGAAGAUGAAUCAUGGGAUAGCACUAUAGUGAAGGAAGAAUAUGAGGAUGUAAUUUCAGCAGAAAACUAUGAUCAGUGUCUAGACAGGGAACUCUCCAGUCAAGAGUCUUCCAGUUAUGGUAGUUUGUCAGCUGAAGUUGAUGGGCAUAAACAUUGUUAUGGUGUCAGUGAUAUAAAUAACUGUUAUGAUGGAGAUAGGCGCAGUCAUAGUGAGAUUAACGUAGCGAUGACAACCACAGAAGUAAUGCUUGGUAAUGUAAGCACCAACAAAGUACGUAAGAAGAAACGAAAGAACACAGGAGAAAAAAUUUAUAAAUGUGAUGAAUGUAGUAGAAUGUUUGCCAGGAAAGAGCAUUUGAUGAGGCAUUAUCGCACCCACACUGGAGAGAAACCAUACAAAUGUGAUAUUUGUAGUAAACUCUUUUCCCAGAAUGGAACUCUGAAAGGACAUUAUCGCACACAUACUGGAGAGAAACCGUAUUCAUGUAGCAUAUGUAAUAAGAGGUUUGCAGAAAAUGUAAAUUUGAGGAACCAUUCCCGUGUUCAUGCAGAAGAAAGACUUCAUAAGUGUGACUUGUGCAGUAAAGCUUUUUCUAUGAGGGUUAGUCUCAAAACUCAUUAUCGUUCUCACAUGGGAGGAAAGACACACAAGUGUGAAAUAUGUCGUAAGGAAUUUUCUAAAGGUGACAAUUUAAGGAAACAUUAUCGUACUCAUACAGGUGAAAAGCCACAUAAAUGCGGUCAGUGUGGUAAGGAAUUCUCUGUGAGUGCAAACCUGAAAAGACAUAUUCGAACCCACACAGGUGAAAAACCUUACAAAUGUGUAGUCUGCAAUAAGGAGUAUUCCAAGAGUGAGCAUCUUAAAACUCACCAACGAAUCCAUACCAUAGUUUGACUUUUUGUAAUGCUUGUGUUGAGUACCAACUGUUGAAGUGCUUUGUUUGUAAGGUUCCUGAAAAAGCACUAAAUUGUAGAAGUUAUUUCACAUUGUAUGACAUGAGAGAAUGAAUUAUUGAGCAGUUAACAUGGCCUCUUCAUGUUCAGGAGGUACAGGUGUGAUUCCUGAUUCAGGUCAACCAUUGUGAGAGGUUUUUCAUGGCCUCCCCUGUCCCUCCAUACAAAUGAGUGCUGUGAUAUCUCAAGA